UUGAACAUAGACAAAAAAAGAGAAGAAUUUACUUGGGAAGAUUUAUAGCGGACUUGAUGUGAUUUUAGUGUAAAAAGAGUAUCCAUAAAUGUGAUAAUAUAUAAAUAUCCAUUAUUAACAUACGUAUCAGAUAUAUACAUAGGUUUUUUAAAACAUCAUAGUGAAGUUUUGCAAUUGUGAAGAUGUCCUCAGGAAGGCCCAUUAAAUGCGUGGUAGUGGGUGAUGGAACUGUUGGAAAGACUUGUAUGUUAAUUUCUUACACUACAGACAGUUUUCCUGGUGAAUACGUCCCAACAGUUUUUGAUAACUAUUCAGCACCGAUGGUUGUUGAUGGAGUGGCAGUAUCUUUAGGCCUUUGGGAUACAGCGGGGCAAGAAGAUUACGACAGAUUGCGACCACUCAGCUAUCCACAAACUGAUGUGUUCCUAAUAUGCUUCAGUGUGACUAGCCCAUCUUCUUAUGAGAAUGUGACUUCAAAGUGGUAUCCAGAAAUAAAACAUCAUUGUCCUGAUGCCCCAAUAAUUUUGGUUGGUACUAAAAUAGAUUUGAGGGAUGACCGAGAGACAUUAAGCUUAUUGUCUGAACAAGGAAUGUCGCCAUUAAAAAGGGAACAAGGCCAAAAAUUAGCUAAUAAAGUCAGAGCUGUAAAGUACAUGGAAUGCUCUGCAUUAACACAACGUGGCUUAAAACAGGUAUUUGAUGAGGCAGUUCGAGCUGUAUUAAGGCCAGAGCCUCAGAAAAGACAUCAACGAAAAUGUUUAAUUAUGUAAAUAUUAAUGCACAAAGACAAGAUAGUGUUGCAUUUACAUAUGCAGGAAUCUCAAGGCAACAGUAAUAAUAUGUUUCUAAACCAACACGGUAAAGCUUUAUAAAUAUCAUUAUUAUCUUUGUAAUUUUUGUAAUAGGCACUCUAGGCAGAAUCUUCUGCACUAGCUUAGCAUUGACCAAAUGAAUGUCAAUAAUUAUAAUUUGAUUGCUGCAAUGUAUCAAUGUGUUUUCAAUUUUUGAAUUCACAUGUUUUUUAAUUUGACAAUGACUGUAAAAGAAAAUAUAAUGCGAAAAGCGACACACAUCUGUGAAGAAAUUAAAAAUUUGACUAAAAAUAAAUCAAAUUUCAAUUCAAAUGUCAAUAGGACCAACUCACACUGGACCUGUGGUUGACUGACAGCCUGAUUGCGCUGUACAUAGUAGGCUCUAGUAGCUCAGUUAGGUCAUAUUAUAUAAUUUAAAUAAGACACAUUUAAAGGGAUUAAAACACGUGUAGAUGUUACUGUGUUUUUUACUCUUGUCAACCACAGUCUCCCUGAAAAAGUGCUCAGAAAAGGUCACGAAACGUCAACUGUAAAAUAUAACUUUUACGGAAAAACUAAUGUAGAAUUACACAUCCUUUAAAAAAGUGUUUUAAUUAAAUUUGUAACACUCGCGUUAAUCAAAGAAAAUACCAUAUUAGAUGAGCCGAUGAUGACAUUCCUUAGUGUGCAGUGCCUAAUUAUACCUUCAGACUUUCUUAUUUUAUUUAAUAUUUAUGUGCCAUAUAAUUUUUCAAAUUUACAAUGUGAUCAUCACAAUUUAAUAUUAUGUAUUUUGCUUCUUAAUAAGAUAUGCCAAAGAUUUUAUAGAUGUAAGUUUUGAUAAUAAUUAGUAGACAAUGUAUAUUGAAGUUUUAAUGGUUGGAAACAAAUUGUUACUGUUAUGAUAUAUUGAGUGACAAUGUUAUUUUUUAUAUAACACAAAUGAACCUCAGUGAUAUGCAAGUUUUUUCGAUUAUAAUAGUAUUAAUUGUAUAACUGACUGAAUAUAGAAGCUAGUUAAUAAUUGUGCUAAUAUACUCAAUAUUGUCUUUUUAAUACAGAGUUGAAUGUAAUGAGUUGUCGAGCAUUUACUGUGAAAGAUGGAAGAUUGGUAGUGGCAUUUACUAAGAAAUAACGAAUUUUUACAAUGAAUAUAAUUUUGAAUUUGCGUUGUUACGCAAUAAUUUUAUCAUACUUGGACACGGACGAGUAAAAAAAGAAGGACUCCGCGCCGUGAUAUUAGCAAGUGAAGCACCGUUAUGGUAGUGUGUGUGCGGUUACGGGUGAUACUAGUUACACAAUUUUUUCUCCCUUAAAUAAUCAUAUAUGGCCACAAAUACUUAUAUAGUAUCGUUUUUACACUUUUGAGCAACGCACGACGGUAUUUUUAAAAUAUUUUAUUUAGACGCAAACUGAUCUGUCACAGACGAUGACAAUUCUCAUAAUGGCCGCCUAUCGGCCUGUAGUAGUGUAUGUGUGUGCGUGGGGCUAUGUAUUUACACAUUAAUCGGCUUGUUUUGGAGCUACACUGUUAUGAAAGGUGACACAGAGUCCUUAUUUUUUUACAAGUCCGUGUACUUGGAUUGAUAUUAGUAUUAAACAUUUCUUUGUAAUUUAUUAUAAUAUUGUCUAUUCAAAUUUUUUUAAUUUAAUCAUGUUUUUUUUUUAGUGUCUCAUCGGGCAUAUUUUGAUUACUUAUGUUGUGUGUUUUGUAGUGAUUUAUUUGGCUGAAUAUUUUUGUAUAUGAGAGCUUGAAAGUUAUUAUUAAAAUGCAAAUGUGCGUACGUAAUGUCAUGUACUCCAAUAAUUAUAUAAUUAUAAAAUAUAUUUAUAGACCGCUUUAAUUUUACAGGCAAUGCUUCAAUUAUAUUUGUAUAUACUUAACAUCAAUAAUUUUAUUUAUACAAUAAGGACAAAUGCGCAAUCUAAUAAUAUAAACUUAUUGUAACAGCACUUUAUAAAUUAUUGAAAGUAA
Molecule: messenger RNA, 2766 nt
Organism: Leptidea sinapis
Lineage: Eukaryota; Metazoa; Arthropoda; Insecta; Lepidoptera; Pieridae
Gene: Mtl
Product: ras-related C3 botulinum toxin substrate 1
Exons: 6
Coding region: 183-770 (195 amino acids)
Biological process (GO): small GTPase-mediated signal transduction
Molecular function (GO): GTP binding; GTPase activity
Source: RefSeq, a predicted model, not a curated record